This is a messenger RNA of Trypanosoma brucei brucei TREU927, 498 nucleotides long. RefSeq lists its product as hypothetical. Lineage: Eukaryota; Euglenozoa; Kinetoplastea; Trypanosomatida; Trypanosomatidae. The record is from RefSeq and is a predicted model, not a curated record. The transcript has a single exon. Bases 1 to 498 code for a protein of 165 amino acids.
AUGAGAGGCAAAACAAAAAAAAGAAAAAUAUACAAACGUUUCAGCUCUCUUCCCAAGACGGAAACGUCAACUCUUCCAACAGUCCAUUCACACACAACGUGCAUCAGGGUACAGCAUGUUUCUCACCACUUGCAUGCUUAUAUAUGCACAUUAGUUAGCGGCAUGUCACACCACCGCAUGUGGCCCUCCCCCAUCACACCCAGCCGCACAGACGCGACAACAACAACAACAAAAACAACAACAAAAAACGACACAUAUUCACCUCAUAAAAAGAACACCAACACACCACAUGCCAAAGGACGAAGUUACAUCGUCAAUUUGUGUCACUCCUUUUACAGCCCUACCGGAGAUGAGACAGUCAUAUGGGUGACUAACGUGGUGCGUAGCUGCGCAGCAAAAUACAAUUACAUCCCUCAUAUUCUCCAUUCACAUGAGACUUUGGUGAAGAGGAGAUGCAACGAAAAUGCAGCUAAUGAAAAAUGCCUCAUACGAUGUUAG